UGUGUGUGUGUGUGUGUGAGGAUGCUGCUGCUGCGCUGAGGAAUGCAGCUCACACGCUCCAUGUCUGUCUGUAACCUCCACACAGCAGACACUAUGUCAGUGGAGAUGGUCCGGCACGGCACGGCACGCCAGUCAACGGCUGUCCGACGCUAAAGUCCUCAGACAGGUUGUGACCUGGGGUCGUUGCUCUGAUCUGACGCUCGCCAUGAAAACCCGAGGCGACAAACCCGAGUCGCCGCCCGGCCGCCGGAGGUCUCGCUUCACCUUGCGGACCAGAAAGAAGAAGGACAGCGUGAUCCGGGGCAGACUUCGCAUCCGCUCCAUGCCCGGAGCCUUCCUAGUGCUGGGGAUCAUUGUAGUGGUGGUGGGCACCGCUCUGGCCGUGGCGGGUUACUGGCCUUACCGGAUAUCCAGGUCGUCCAUUCUGGCAGCUGCGGACAGGGAGAGUGUCUCCGAGUCGCAGGCGUCCGGUUGGAGUGUGGGCGCUAAGGGCCUCUUGUCCACAGCCAGCCUCGUCCACAGUGACCGGAUGAAGCUGCUGGGGCCUGUCAUCAUGGGUGUGGGACUCUUCAUCCUCAUAUGUGCCAACACAGUCCUGUAUGAGAACAGGGACAGAGAGACUCAGAUGCUUCUGGCCCAGAUGCGCAGCGUCAUCUGCUCCGUGUCGGCGGUGGUUCCCUCGGCGGACCUUAAAGAAAUCGCUGUCGCCAACUCGAUGGCAAAACACUACCAGUGGGUGAGCAGUUUACCAGCCGCUCAUCUUAACAUCCUCUGUCUGCAGGCGCACUCUGAGCCCCUGCUCCAGACCCGGCACACCACAGAGCACGAGGACAGCAUGGAGGGCGUCUACCAGCAAGCUGUUCUCCAGACGGAAGCCCUCCACCACCAGAAGUCAGAGUCUCCACCUUCCCUGCAGUCCUCCCACUCCAAUUCAUGCAACUCCAGUAUGACUGACUUGAACACACGGUCUGACGCCGAGCACAUAGACGGCGCCCGCUUCAGUCGGCAGGGCGCCACACUCGUCAAACUCAGCAACUGCCUGAUGUCCGCCAGCUCCAUGUCCACGCUGGGCGUGGACGAGGUGGACACCCUGGCCGCUCAGCCGCGGCGCUGCCACAGUAUGAGCUACAGGACUAAACCUCACGACGUAGCCCGAACUGGUGCGCGUCUAGACGGAGGACUCCGCGCGCCCGGGGCCGAGGAUCACAUACAGCAGCCUGUGGGCGCGAGGAGAGACGCCGGCUCGCAGGUUUGUGUGAACAUUCUGGGGCAGAUGGUGAACGCCGUGGAGGAGCAGACUCACCAGAGCUGGCCUCGGUUAGACCUGGCCGGCGGCAGACGGUACCUGAAGCUGGAGAACAAAGAGGACUCGGUGGACAAACUGCUUGACCAGUUAGAGCAGCAGUGCUCUCAGUGGGAUAAGAGUUUUGGCUCGGGGCCAUUUCAGUGAUGGCUGUUUUAGCUUCACGGUAAUUACAUUUUCCCCUGGAUUCAGAAAGUUUGUUUUUUUAAACUUUGAGCGAGGCUUAGAGAAACUGAGCCCCAGAUGAUUUGGAAUACAGUUUUUUUCUUCUUUUCUUUUCUUUUCUUUUCACAAGGUUCUUCCAAAAACCUCAGCCUGUUCCCAAUCUUCAGUGGAGUAUUGAUACACAAAGUAUUUUGCUUGGCUGGAUGUGACAGAUGUUUAUAUCGAAGAGCGAAGGACGUGAACCGCGACGGCACACCAGGGUUUUUCGUCAGUCUUGGUUUCCAGCGAUGUGAGAAAUUAACUUGCAUCUUUUGCCCGUUUCCAGGACACAGUGAGCACGACCAAGAGAAGAGUGCUACAGGAGUGAGGAUGGUUUUCACUGUGCAAUCAUUUUUGAACCAAACUACCUGGACCUCUUUGCCCAUAAAGUGCUGACAGCUCUUUGCAAAUGCUCCGAGCAUUUGGAAAAGGGACCUUCUCCCCCCACCCACCCCCAGCUGAGGUUUCAUACUCGAAAUGCAAUGCAUGGCAGCGAUGUACAGUAUGUUACAUCUAAAUAAUUAUGCAGAUUAAUGUCACUGUUGGUUUUAUGUGUAUAAAAUGUAACGAUACUUAAAAAGGUCAUUCUGGUUUGUUACUCUUUGGGUCUAAUUGUCUCACAUUUGGCUGUUGUUCCUGCAUCAUGGGGGGGGGGUUAACACUGUAAUCACCAACCUAAUUACUGAGGCCUGGGAACAUGAUGACAUCACCAUCUCUUAACUGUGAUGGCUGUUUGGAAUGAUAUCAUUAUACAGUUUGCCUUUUUGUUUUCUUACGGAGAAAUGAUCAUGCCCAUACAUGGGAUCAGAGGAUUCUUUUUCUUAUCUUUACUAAAGAGAAUAGUCAUGUUUUUUAUCAACCAAAAAUGUAAAAAAUUACAAAAUGAAGGCCCCAAAUGUCAUAAUAAACUAAACUGAACACUAAGAUAGCAAAAAUAAUCCAUGACAGGAGGAGACGUUUAACAGGAAAAUUCUUUUAAACUGAAACACAGGCAACGAAGAACGAUGAACAGGAUGAUGCGACAAAGACACUGGGGAGCACAGUGUGGAAAUACACCAGGGAGGGAGGGCAGGGAGAGUGGAGUGCAGGUGAAUCACAUCAGUGCGGGGCAGGCAAUCACAGUGGAGGUUAAACUGGGGGCUCGCACUCGGAUGAAAUGCAAAAGAAAACUGGAAACGAAUAAAAAUAGAAAACCAGGGGCGACCACGAACAAAGAGCUAAAAAACAUGACAACAAAAAGUCCAAAUCAGGCACGAGGAGUAAUCCAGGGGUCAAGAUCCAGAGGAGAAAAGGCUCACUUGUUAGGGUUUUAUCAAAACCGAAACUGAAACCAGUACUAUUUAUUGAUACUUAUCCAUACUUCCUGCACUGCCUCACUUCUAUCGAGUGUUGUAUGUUGUAUACCCAAAAUCACAACACGCAUUAUCUCCGGACACUGUACAUAGACAUCAUUAUAGAGAGCAGAGGAACCCAACAAUUCACACAACGAACAAGCGCUAGUGGCAUCAGCGACAGAACCAGACUCAAAGAUGUGCGGCCAUGUGCCCAGACAGGUUGUGGUGAAAGGACAACUGGGGGACAGAGGUGAGGUAGAGACAGAAGAGAGAGACCACGAGCAGAUAUACAACACCUGUGUCACGUUUUCAGUUCAGACGAGACAGUUCUGAAUCAGUGAAGACGUGUUCAUAGAACAGCAAUGUUCAUUUAUACAAGCAGCAGAGACUGACGUUUAAGUGCUUGUCCGCCAUGAUGACUGAACAGUAAACAAACGCCACGUCAAAAAAUAAUGUCCAGGACAGCAUUAGGGGAUAGUUUGGAGUCCAAACAAGUCAGCAUUAAUGUAACAUAAAUAUUGAUAGCCACACACCGUUAGUCUAAGAUGCUCAUCAAUAAUUCAGUGCCCGACCAUUGAGGAACCACUUAAUUACCUGUUCUCCAUACCCCGUCCCGUCCCUAUUCGCCCAGUCACUCAAAAAUCACUAUAAUAUGCCGAGCUUUUAGUCAAAGACCUUCUUUGAGGCAAGAACCGCUGUCGUUUCAACAAACUUAAAGCUCUUAAUUACCCGUCAUGCAGAACGUGCAUCUGUCAGUCGCUGGUGAGAAUCAAAGGAACAGCAGUUCUGGGCGUGGAGUUAACGACAUUAUCUGCACCUCAAGCUUCCAUCCAUGAGCAUUCAAGUAGUGGUGGAUGCCUGAGUGUAUCCCAAGAUUCUUUGCAUGCUUGGUGAAGAGAUAAUGGAGAUAAACAAUGACAGAACGUCUGGAGAACAUACUUUUAAAAUAGAACAGGGGUCUGCAACCUUAUGAAAAGAGCCCUUUCUGUUCACCCAAAUAAACCUAAUCUGGAGCCGCAUUUGACCCAUAAAAUUAAGAUAAUAUCACAUAUAAGUUUUUUAUACAGAUGUACUGCAUACAAAAUAAGGAUAGUUUGUUGAAGUACAAAAAGAAAACUGUUGACAUUUCAUUAUUGUUUAUUUUAUUAUUAUUGUUUGUGGCAAAUUAAUGAAAUUUAAAGUAACCCACUUUGUAAUAAAUUAAGCAAUCUUUGGGUUCAAUAUCACAUUUGAAGUAGAUGUGACGAACAAAAUAUUAGAACACUUUUCUUUAUCACCUUGAUCUCUAAAUCAGAGGUGUUCACUGUAGAAGGGCUGAAGAGCCAGAUGUGGCUCUAGAGCCGCAGGUUGUAGACCCCUGGACUAGAAGAACCUGGUUUCAACGCAAACGUUAGUUAGUCAAGUGAUCCUGUGCCACAUCCAGCUGCAGCUCUUGUACUAUAAGCAAUAAGACAAAAGCAAAAUCCCUCAUAAAUGAGAUCCUCUCGUUGAAGGACGCCCAUCUUCUCCUUGAACUUGUAGGCUGAACCAAAAAAAAUAGAUGGUCCCUCCAUGUCGUCUGCAUCCUGGGGAGGUGGCAGCCUCUGAACUGAUGCAGCAAGAGAGAGAGAAUAACCAAAUGAGAGAGACUCAUCUUGUAAACAUUAACCAGCUUUCUGUGUGGCCUAUAAUCUUCUGUCCACAUCCAUCAGCUUCUCUGUUUAGAGUAAUCUGCUCUCGGAGGAGGUGUGAGGAGGUGUGGAUGUUUAUAAUAAUGACUGCAGGAGGGGAGGUCAUCUACUGUAUCUUGUGGAGCUGUUUUUUGUGUUCACUCAACCUCUGCUUAAGUGGUUCUUCCAGCAUGAAAAUUUAGAUAAUUAUUACAUAUCCAACCUGCUCCCGUCUCUCGAGCAGCUAUAUUCACAAACAUCGACAGUACUCUGUGUGUGAGUCAGGCAGAGCAAACAGCUGAGCGCAGCACAGUGUGUCAGAGGCACAUAUUCCACCGACACCAGCGCCUGGCCCUUAAAUGACCUUAAAUGAUUGAAUAUGCAGGUGAUUUGUUUAAUCCCAGACGUGCUGUGAAAACCGCACAUACACCAUCGAUAAUACGUUAUUGUUGGACAAUUUACACCUGAAAUUUAAGCUGACAUCUGUAGCCCUGUUCGGGUAGGAUUAGUUUUACAUGGAGUAAUUGUUCGGGACCUUUUUCAGUGACUAAAAUCACUGAGGAGAUCUGGUUAUGAUGUCUUUACCGCACCUCCUCAUGUAAAACUAAUCCCGCCUGAAUUGGGCUAUAGUCACAUAAAGAAAAAUACAGUUUACAGUUAAACUGGAUACUGGAGUUGUCCCCUUUUAUCAGACAUUUGGAUAUUUGUACCAACAUGGAGGGGGAAAGUUCAAACUCAAUCCUAUAAAACUCAAAAUAUAAGGGCCUAAGAGCGCAACAGACUGUCUGAUGUAAUUACACCUUGGUCUGACAGAGGUUAUUGUGAGUGCAGCUCGGCCUUAGAUCCACUGUGUUUCGCUGUGCAAUUAUGUUUGUGUUUGUUUUAAUUCCACAUUUAGCUUGUUCCAUAAUUUUAGAAAAGCUAUUUGUGGUUAUGCAUAUUCUAUUCAUCUUUAAAUUGAAUUGUCCCCUUAAAUUAUAGCCCCCCUCUCUUUUUCUGUAUGUGACCAGGUAACAAUUUAUUACUUGCUUUGAACCAUCAUGUUGUAAAACUAAUUAUGUGUAAGCUGCUGUCACUUUAAUUCCAAAUGUAACAGAGCAACAAAUCAUAUUUCCAUGUGCGUCAUAUUCCCAGUUUGCUUAAUUCCACUCAGAUAUAUCCUCCACCUCUACCAUGUUGUCUGGAACUAAGCAUCAGCAUCAGUAUUCAUAAGCAGUAUAUAAACUAUUUAAUUAUGUUUAUGACAAACUGUGAUGUCGGACGCAGACACAAGCUGUCAACAAGUCCAUAUGUGCCGGCUGCUGUAUGAUGAAUAUUAAUAGGAAAAAAAACACAUUAGUAAGAACCUCACAGUUGCAAUGACAGACAGACGCUGACUAAUACUGGAUAUUAAUAAGCGCCGAGGACCUAAUCGUUUACAUAAACCAUCAGUCAGCCCAUGAACGCGGAAAGACAAACAAUAACAAGGCAAAACAAUAAUAAGGAAUAUAAGAAGAAACUUUACAUUUCUGUUGGGGUCUAAUAUUAGUCACCCUCAUAGAACUAAGCACAAAAAAUUGGCUUUUUAAAAGCAAGCUAUAAAAAAUAUCAUAUCUUAUUAUAUGCUGUAUUUGACUUUCAUUGAGCAGAUUUUUUUCCACCUACAUCCGAUCUAAUUUCAACCCUUUAAAUGCCAUUUGUCAUGACACAACCAUGUUUUUAGAUGAAAAUGAAAAUAUUAAUUAUUUUCAAUAAACUACAUGCAAAGUA
Messenger RNA from Solea solea (common sole), 6239 nucleotides. RefSeq names its product transmembrane protein 200B (gene tmem200b). The record is from RefSeq and is a predicted model, not a curated record. Lineage: Eukaryota; Metazoa; Chordata; Actinopteri; Pleuronectiformes; Soleidae. The transcript has 2 exons. Bases 206 to 1450 code for a protein of 414 amino acids.